Trichechus manatus latirostris (Florida manatee) is the source of this 709-nucleotide messenger RNA. Its product is annotated as butyrophilin-like protein 2. The transcript is spliced from 3 exons. Lineage: Eukaryota; Metazoa; Chordata; Mammalia; Sirenia; Trichechidae. Gene Ontology annotation, cellular component: external side of plasma membrane. Gene Ontology annotation, molecular function: signaling receptor binding. The annotation marks the transcript as partial. Gene Ontology annotation, biological process: T cell receptor signaling pathway; regulation of cytokine production. The record is from RefSeq and is a predicted model, not a curated record.
AUGGUGGAUUUUCCAGGGUACACUCUAUCCGGUACAGUUGCCUCCUUUUUCUUCAUACUGCUGACCAUGAAGCAGUCAGAUGACUUUACAGUGAUUAGUCCUGCCCAUUCUAUACUGGCCAAGAUCGGAGACGACUCCCUCCUAACCUGUCAGCUUCUCCCCAAGAGGACUGCGAUGCAUAUGGAGGUGAGGUGGUACCUCUCAGAGCCCAGCACACCUGUGUUUGCAUACAAGGACGGGGCUGAGGUGACCGAAAUGCAAUUGGAGGAGUACAGAGGCCGGGUAGAGUGGAUAGAGGACGACAUUGCCGAGGGAAGUGUGACUCUGAAGAUUUACAACAUCCAACCAUCCGACCAUGGGCAAUACUGGUGCCGCUUCCAAGAGAGGACUUAUUGUGCAGAAACAAGCUUGCAGCUCGAAGUAGCAGGUCUGGGAUCUGCCCCUGACAUUCACAUGGAGGGGACUGUGGAAAGUGGAGUUCAGCUUGUGUGUACUGCAGAAGGCUGGUUCCCAGAGCCCCAGGUGUACUGGAAAAAUUCCAGGGGAGAGAAGAUGCUGACUCACUCUGAGCACUACAUCCAAGAUGAAGAUGGCCUGUUCUAUGUGGAAUCCACUCUUGUGGUCAGGGAUGCCUCUGCAGAGACUGUGUCUUGUGUCAUCUACAGCCCCAUUCUCAGUGAGGAGAAGAGGUCAGCCAUCUCCAUCCCAG